AUGGAAAAAUCAUCUAUUCAAUUGAAUGAUUUACCUGAUGAAAUUCUUUUGAUUAUUUUUAAAAACUUAAACAAUAUUAACCUACUUUAUUCUCUCAUCGGCGUUAAUAAACGACUUAAUAAAAUUGUAUAUGAUUCUAUGUUUACUAAAAGUUUAAAAUUAUUCAAUUACUCAUCAUAUGAUUAUAUUCAUCCAUUACCUGAUUUAAUGCUUGAUCGAUUUUGUUUACAGAUCUUACGUGAUAUUCAUCAUAAUAUCAAAUGGCUUGAACUUGAAUCUUCAUCUAUGAAACGUGUUUUUCUUUCUGCAAAUUAUCCGAAUUUAUUUGGACUUAAUGAAACUUCUUUAAUGCAUAAAUACAAACAUCAAAUCUCAUCACUCAUGAUUAAAACUAUUAACAAACAAGAUAUAUCAGUAGAUAUAGAUACAUUGAUAUUCACACAUAUCUUUAAUAUGUUCACCAAUUUACAAUAUUUAAAUUUGAAUCCAUUUCUCUGUGAUCAACGAACAUCAUUCGUGUAUUCGCCUUUAACUGUGUUCUCGUCAACUUUAUUAGAAUUACAUGUCAAAGUAAACUUUAUUAAUGAUUGUCUUUAUUUACUUGAUGGUUGUUUCAAUCAACUUCGAACGUUCUGUGUUGAUAUAGUAUUUUCAAUUCCUCGUUCGCCUAUAAAAAUAAAUAAAGAAAAACUACCAAGUUUACGAUGUUUUUCGUUGUAUUAUCUUUCGAACAUACGUUUCUAUGAUACAAUAAUUAUACCACUCUUACAUCGAAUGUCAAAUUUAGAACAACUUAGUUUGUAUUUGUCGGUUAAUCGUAAUAAUGGAUUUGUUGAUGGAGUUGAUUUGCAGCAAAAUAUUAUUAAUUAUUUGCCGCGAUUAAAUCAAUUUCGGUUUAAGAUUCGUUCAACUAUAUUGUUAAACGAUCAAACUGAUUUACUAUCAAAUGAAGAUAUCCAACAUACAUUCAAAGAUUUUUCAAAUAGUCAAAUUAUUUCUUGUGCCAAUUAUUUUCUAGAAUCAAACAAAGGUCAAUGUCAUAUUUAUUCAUGUCCAUUUACAAUCAGAAGUUAUGAAAAUAUCGCAAAUAAUUUUCCAGGUGGAUUAUUUACAUGUGUUUGUAAUGUGUCAUUAUUUGAUGAACGUCCUUUUGAACAUGAAUUUUUUCUUCGAAUUGCUCAAUCAUUUCCAUUUAUAAAAAAAUUAUCUAUAAAUAAUCGAAAAGCACAAAAGAAUAAACAAAAUAGAAAAUUAAAAAAUAACAAUCAAGAUUUAUUAAUUAUUGAAUAUCCUUAUCUUAAGUGGCUUGGUUUUGAUGAGGCUCAUGAUGAUUAUGUGGAACAAUUUCUUCUUGGUACCAAAACAUGUUUACCGUCUAAUGUUGAUCUUUUAAUCGAUUAUAAACCUUUAAAAAGAGUGACACACAAUUUUAGGCGAAAAACAACACAAAAUAAUUGUGCAAAAGUGAGAUAUAGAUGUUGGGAGAAAAUUUCUCGAUUUCCAAAACAUUUCAAAGAUUAUUUUCUUGAGACGACAAAUGUAUGA
Messenger RNA from Rotaria sp. Silwood1, 1545 nucleotides. Lineage: Eukaryota; Metazoa; Rotifera; Eurotatoria; Philodinida; Philodinidae. The record is from the annotation of a GenBank genome assembly.